Molecule: messenger RNA, 1908 nt
Organism: Huiozyma naganishii CBS 8797
Lineage: Eukaryota; Fungi; Ascomycota; Saccharomycetes; Saccharomycetales; Saccharomycetaceae
Gene: DAS1
Product: SCF ubiquitin ligase complex subunit DAS1
Exons: 1
Coding region: 1-1908 (635 amino acids)
Molecular function (GO): protein binding
Source: RefSeq, a predicted model, not a curated record
AUGUCUCGAGAGUUCCCCAUGAAUAAGCUCCCUAGGGAGCUGUUGCACGAAAUUGUAUCACAUUUGUCACAACAGGAUCGACUGAACUGCGCACUCGUGUCCAGGAAAUGGUACAAAGUGGCGACAAAGAUCGUGUACAGGAGGAUAUACCUCAAUGACUCGAACGUCGUCAGGUCGGACUUUAUGAACGUCGCUAUAAACUGGACUCUGCUCAAUAUCCCGUCGUUUUUGAACGAGGAUGAGUCCAGGGACAUCGCAAACAGUAAACUGAGAGCACUCAUAACCACAUUUGAAAACAACGAAUACAUUCUGAACUCCGUCGAGUGGAUACGAAUAAACUGGGAUCUGGACUCACUCCUGCAGAAAAAGAUUUUGAAAUUACUCUGCGAUAAGGCACAGGCAUUGAAACGACUGGAAAACGUCACAGACCCAUCCUGUAACGAUAUUAUUGCCUCGGGGAGGUACUCCAGGGAUAACCUCACAAGUUUCGACAUGGCACCACCAAACUCUCUCCCGGAAUUGGCAGUACCCCCCGAAUUCAUUCCAAACCUGAUCGACUACCUGGAUACAAGGAUAUCCACACACUUGUCACACAUGACUCUGUUCAUAGACCCUUUGAAACUUUUCAACUACUUGUACCAUUUGAGGGAGAAACUGACCAUUGUCGAUUUGAAACUGCAUUGGCGUCGAGAAUUCUACGCACCAGAAUAUUUUGAGGAAAGUAAGUUGCGAUCACCAGAAUUGAGACGGCUCACAGAUGUGUUUGACGUGCGCGCUCUCAAGACACUCACCAUCAUCUCGUGGAACGAGUCCCUCAUGUCGCGCGAGAUGCAGAUGCUCAAAGAGUUCAAGGACUUUGUGCAUCUAGAAGACUUAUCCCUCAUUUCCAUCAAACAGGACAUCGAUAUCCUCGUCGAACUGUUCGAAAACUUGAAAAACUUGAAACGGCUGAAGAUGGACUUCUUGGAGGAUUACAUCCCAGAGACGACGUCGCCACGGAUCUUCCUAACCAUUUUAUUCAAUUGUCAAAAGUUGCAGUUCAUCGAUAUCAGAUUUGAGGGGAUAGACACACCGGUCAUCAACAUGAAUGGCAACAAGUUCGAGCUCGAGCAGAAAUGCCACUGCGCAAACUGCACGUACGCGUUCAACGAAAUACUGCGCGCCAAAAUAUUUGUAUUCCCAAUUGACUACUACCUGACGGACAUCCAGGACAUCGCCGCAAAGGAUAUCUUCAAGAUGAUGCGGUACCUCUCACUGCUACCGUACUCGAAGGCCUGCGAUUGCUACCCAAGUGUGAGGACACAACCAAUGAACAUGAACGAGUUCGUCAAAAAGAUGAACGAAAACUUGGUCAACUACAGACAGCACAGAAACCAGUUACUCAAAGUACCAAGGGAGGAUCCAAACCCAGGGAUCAAUGAUACUUGGAACGCAGCGGACUCAGACCCAGUACACACGGCCGCUGAUUCACGGCCGGUCACUCUACAAGCUCAAACGGUGCUACCGCAACUAACUACUACACAGGCGAAUAGAGACGAAUUUGAACAACUGGACAUCAUACUGUCGUCGACAAUACUGAACCAACGACUCGAAAACAAACUGGAAAGGUUACCGCACGACCCUUUGACUAAGUCUGACGUGAUCCACCUCUACCACCUCAUGAUCCAUCAUUUCAAAAACACAUACGUCACCUUCUUGAAGGGAUUCCCAGAACUGAGAUUCCUAAUGCUGAACGAUAUCCCGACCAUUGCAAUAGAGGAAAACACCGAACGGAUCUUCCACCCUAUUUUUUACCAUGACAACUACGAAUCCAACCUGGGCGGCUGGACAAAACAGCCCUUCCCCAACAACGUUUCGAAAGGUACAGACGGAGACGAUACCGUCACCAGAAGAGCCACGUUUAUUUAA